CGCACCGCCAUGGGUCCGAAGCGGCCUAAAACCGAUGCGGUCGCCCCGGCAGUGACCGUGGGCAAGAACUGGGAGGCCGCGCUGGUGUCCGCCCACCUCGAGGAGGAUGAUUGGAAGCCUAGCAUUGCUUUUGUUGUUGGGAGCAGAACUGAGGAUGAAAUCCACACCAAGGCCCUGUCUCUUGCUGUGCGGGUGCCACAGCGGAAGCUCUUCAGCGUCGUAACACGUGAAGACAUUCUCACACAGAUCAGAGAUUCAGGGAAUCAGAAGGGAAAAAAGGUUACAGAUGUGCCUAUGUACUAUGAGGUGUUAGAAGUAGCCAAAGCCCUUCUGGAUAACGGUGAAGAAAUUCCAGUAACACUAACUGGAAAGCUGUUGAAAUUUCAACUGCUUUGUCUCAAAGAGAAGGACCUUCAGAGAAGAGAAGCUGAAAAGAAGGCAAAAGAACAACAAAAAGAAAAAGAUGGAGGGAAAGAGAAAACUAAACGGCUUGGCAAGAGGGAGAGCCUCCCUAGUGCCAAGGCAGCUGAGAAAGAAAAGAAAGGAAAAAAGACAGAAGGAGGCCCUCAAGCACCAGGCACUGUUAAAAAGAAAACCGAAUUGAAGCGACGGGGGAAAGUGGAAGAGGAAGUCAAAUACAUUGAUGAUGAACCAGAAGAUGGUGCCCAUCAUUACUUUAUAAUUUUGGAUUUCCACAACCUUCAGUUGUUGCUUGUGAUGUUUGAGCUUGGAGUUAACAUUUCGAGUGUAAUUAGAAUUUCUUCUGAGAAUUAUGAGCCGUUGCAGACAUGCUUGGGAGCAACUAAACUUAAAGAAGAAUCUUCACAGUCAACUGAAGUUAUAGAAGCGGAGAAAAGAAAGAACAGUGAAGCUAUCAAAGAUCUGGAAACAUUUUGGAAAUACCUGGAACCAGUUCUGAACAGUGGAAAGCCUGGAUCAAGUCUCUUUGAUGUUGCCAGACUUCAUCACAUAGUUAAGGAGAGUGCCUUUCCCCCUGAUUGGUCUGACAGGGAAAUGCUGCUUGCAUUUGGCACUCUGGUGUUUGAAAGCAUUGCUUGUUUAAUGUAUGACUGCCUGGACUGGAGAAGACAGCAUCGUAACUACUUGGAAAACACCAAGUUUACUAAUGUGCCUGCAUUAUCAGAGAGCAAAUUGACACAACCACGUGAAUUUGAGGUACGAUCACCAUCACAGUUUACAACUUCAAAGAAAAAAGGGCAAGCGGGAGAAAUUCUUCCAACACCAACUUUGUCACAGGCUUCUUUUUUGGAUACUUCUGUGGACAUGAGGUAUUACAAUGACUUACUGAGUCUGAUUCCUGAGGAAUACUUUUCUGUACCCUUAAUGCUGAACUGCAUGUUGGAACAGGUUAUCGCAAGUGAAGAGGGCCUUACGCCACCUAGUCUGGUAGUACCAGAGCCUCGGGCAGAUGGGCUACAUCAUACCAUUGCAGAACACAUAGCUUCUGUUCUUCCUUCUCUUUCACUUUCUAAAAGUGAAAAAAAGAAUCUAUAUGACUACUUUUCACCUAACUACAGUGAAGAAAAGCCUGUCACCCCAGAGUACCCUCUCUUAUUUAACUGCCAUGAUACCCUGGCUCAGCGGUUGCAUCUGCUGAAGGUCCAGGAGAACUUAAAUCCAGAAAAGAUUGAGCGGGAAAUGAUGGAUAAACUUCCUCUUAUAGAACUUAUCCAGUUAAACCUUCCUUCAACUGAAAACAACCCUAAACGCAUGGCCAGUCUUCACAAGCUCAUGCAUUACUGUACCAGUGAACUUCUGAGUCGGGCUGAAGUAGAAAGGGCCUUCAGAGUGCUUACUUUUGAAAGCCUGAGGCUGACUGGGCCAAGUGACUCUGGUCUCCUGGAGAGCUCUGGAUCUAUGAUUGGAGGACAUACAGAAAUGAAUGGCAAAGAUGGAAGAGAUAGUCUGGCUGAUCCUAUUUUGAAGAAAGAAUCGGAUUUUCCUCCUUUAGCUAUGGCAAGUGUGAGUCUGGAAAAUUACAGCUUAAAACCAAACUUAGAAGAGAUCAAAAAGACACAGAGGCGUUGUUUGACAGACUGGAGUUUUGAUGAGCAUUUUCAACCACAUAUUCUUCUUCAGGUUCUUCAUACUGCAUCCCAAGAAUAUAGAUGUAUUGAUUCCUUUUAUUAUACCCAAGAUAAUUCUUUGUUAAUGGUUCUUCACAAUCCCAUGAAUCAAUAUCGUUUGUGCCAAGAGACUUGGGAUAUUGCAUUGCAUUCUAAUGUUGGAUUCAGGAACUAUCUCGAGCUGGUGGUCAACUCAGUUGAAGAAUGGGUGAAAGAGGAAGAAGUCAAAUACCAAGAAGAGAAGAUGGCUAAGAAAACAGAGUCUCCUAAACCCAUGGCAGAAGGACCUCCUGAAUUGACAGUCAAAAAACCUGGCUUCCUUAUGAAAGCUGAAAGCAACGCAUCAAUACUUGAGGGUAUAAUGAGGACCAUUCCAGAAUUUCAGUCCAACAAUGAAAGAAGUCCUUUUAUCAGAGAAGAUUCUCUAAAGGCUUGGAAACAGGAGCAGGAGCAAUUACGAGAGCAAGAACAACUUACGGAUGAAAAGAAAAGAAGAAAAGAAACUCUGGGAGGUAAAAAGAAAGGGCAGGAGAUAAUACAUGAAGAAAGUAAAGGUUCCAACAAGAAGUUUUUGCAAGAGAAGUUUAAAGAAGAGUCAGCAAAGGCUAAGGAGGAUCCCAGCAUCCCAGAACCACAUUCUGAGAAAGUUUAUAAGUUUCUUGGCUACAAUAUGGGGGAAGAUGUCAUUCAAGUAUCAGGGACCACUCAGUAUCUUUUCCCAUCUGAUGGAGGACAGAUUCAAGUAGAGAAGAUAGAGUUUGUAAAAGGUCUAACCUUGGUAAAGGUGAGAGUGAUGAAAGACAACCACAGUUUCUUCAUUCAUAUCACAGAUCCCAAGAAAGACUUAAAAGAAAUCGAAAUGCAAGAAAUUAAUGAAGAACAGAAAAUGAGAUCAGGAAAAUUGAAAAAUCAGAAGCAAGCUGUGAGCAAGUUUGGAUCUUUUUCAGCCACCUUGGAAAAUGGAAUCCAGCUGUCCCUGAGCUAUUACGGACCUACAGGGAAGACAGCAGAUGAUGAAAUGGAUCCUGUCUUAGCAAGAAUUCUGAACAUCCCUUCUAUUCAUAUUCCAACCAUAGUUUCUCCUGUUACUUCACCUUCAGGAAAAAAAGAUAAGCCCAUCAAACAAAAAUCAGGAAAAUCUCAGCCAUCUGCAAAAGCAAAUAGCAAAACAGGCCCUCCACCUCCUGGGGACCUGGUGAAGCAUGAAGAAGAAAAGACAGAAGUGGAAGAAUCUGUUUCUCCAGCACAAGCGACGUCCGAUGCUCCUGCUUUCUCAGGUUUGAACGUCUCCUGUCCCAAUGGACUAGUAGUAACUUUCCUUGGUGAAAGUUCUGGAGGUGAAGCCACUGCAGCUGGAGUUGACAAAGAGGUGGUAAAGGAAAGGGGGGCCAAAGCAAAUGAAGACAAGGAAGAGGAGGCUGAGGCAAACAAAGCAAAGGAGAGAGAGGUUAUGAAUACUGGAGAGGAGGAGGAACAUGAAGUUACAAAGGGUGAAAUAAAGCAUGAAGACACUGAAAGAGAACAGGACAAGGAGACCACUUGGGAAAUUCUGGUUAGGCAGAGUUAUCCCCAAAAAGUAAAGAACUCUCAUCUAUAUACAUCUGUGGCAAGGCAAGCAGAACAAGAGGUGUCAAGAGUCAUCACCAGUCAAGGAACUGUCAUAAAGUACCUGAUGGAUGGAUCUACCCAGAUUCUGUUUGCUGAUGGCACAGCGAGUAGGAGUCCUGAUUCUGGCCCUGUCCUCCCAGCACCUGCUGUUCCAGAUGUCAUGCAACUGUUACCAGAAUCUGAUCUUUUACCUGAGACCAGCACUAAGAAAGCAGGGAAAGCCAAUGACAAAACCAACAAAUUACACCCAGCCAAGGAUGAGUUGUUUGAAAAUACUAUACAGGAUGUGGUUAAUUCUGAGCAAGGUGAGGUGAAACAGGCAGGAACCUGGAUAACAACAACUCCAUCAGGCAUUCAAGUGGGCACUGAGGAAGGAAAAAGAAUGGAUCUGAAACCACUCUUAAUCUAUCAGGCAACUGACCCAGCUGAUGGAACGGUUAUGACUGUACGAGAUGAUGAAGUGAUAAUUGUUGAGAAGCUCGAUGGAAGCAGAGUAGUAGAUCAUGCUGACGGCACUAGGAUCAUGACAUCAUAUAAAAACUGUGAAGAACUUUUUGAACCCAAGCAUAGUGAGGAAACAGAUAAACCCUCAGGAGCCACCAUGAAGAAGGUGAAAUAUAUGCAAGUAGAGAAUCCCGAGUUCGCUACUGUUAUAAUAAACUGUGAGGAUGGUACCUGUUGUACCAUCUUUGGAGAUGGGACACGUCUUAUUGCAAAGCCACAGGGAACAUAUCAGGUUUUACCCACGAAGACAGGAUCCCUUUUCAUUGAUGAAGAUUGCUCAGCAGUUUAUACCCAUGAAGUUGUCAAUUUCAUCAGCAAGGAAGAAGAAAAACAGCCAGGGAGAUACACUAUGAAACACACUUCCAGCACUGUUUGUGAAAUGAUGGAUACUGAAGGAAAUAUUUUCAAGGUCAUGGCUGAUGGCAGCACAAAUGUGUGUGUUCCUAGCAUUGACUCCAAUGACAAGGAGGACAGAACUUCAGCAGCAGCACUCCAAGAAGUUAACAAACCCAUCAUUUAUGAUGAGCAUGUCCCCAGGUUCUUCAUCAUCAAAGCAGAUGGUUCUGGAACUGAGAUCCUACGGAACAGGGAUGUACAAGAGUAUCUGGCCAAGGUCUAUAGUGAUCCUGCUGCUGCUGUCUUGCAGGAUCCUGUAGAAGAGCUUCCAGGUGUUUUAUGUAUUACCGUCCUCCGCCCUUUGGCUGAAGCUUCCCCCUGGGAAAUGAAGAAAGAACCAGAGAGUAUUGUUCCUCCAAAUCUUCAGCCAAGGACCCGAGAGGACACAUAUUCUCCUCCUGAGAGGAAGAUCACAGAUCCCUCAGCCAGAACAUGUCUUUGGAGGGGUCUCUGCGUUGAAUCCAAAGAGCAGACACACUUGUCAGUACCUGUGCGAAAAUGUCCUCAUAAACUGCAAAUCCGUCAGCUGUUCCAGUAUAAGCCACUCAAUGAUGAACUAAGAGAAAAGCUGCAGCUUUCCCUCAAGGAAUAUACAGACAACAUUUUAAAGCAGGAAAAAGAGCUAGAAGAAAUGAACGUAAAAGAACCACGAACUGAAGAGGAAAAGGAGAAUGCCACAAGUCUCCUUGAACUGGUUACAUCCUUUCCUAACUGGGAGAAGUCAAUUGAAAAUCUCAGUGAUAGAGCUCACAUAACUGAGCUGUAUGAACAGGCAGUGGCUUCUCCUCGACAGAAUCACACAGCGAAGACAAUCACCACGCAAGGAGAGGACCAGCAGCAGAGGUGCAGCCUGAAAGGACUAAGACCAGUGUCCAAGUGGCAGAGGAGAAAAGAAGAGCACAGGAAAGAACUUGAGGAAGAAAAGAAGUCCUUGAUGGCAAUAAGAUACAAAAUAAUUCCUCCGUAUUUUGAAUCAGAAUUUAGCAAGGAGUUUUUCCUAGCAAAGUUUCCUGAUGUGGAAGCACUGUCUAGGAAACUUCCUCCGGUUCAAAAACAGGAAAAUGGCAAUUUCCCUGUGGAGACAGUUGAGAAACCCAGUACAGCUGAAUGUCUCAGUACCAUGAGUGAUCGCUCAUCUUCGCCUGACCACCUGCUGCAGGCUCAUUCCAAAGAAAAUAAAGGUUCCAGCAGCACAACAGGCCUAAACCAGGCUGCAAGAUGGCAAGAGACACCUUUACAACAUAAAGUUCAGAGUCUGCUGGUGGAUGUUGCAGGACAGCCAAGAACAGAGAAAGUUAAAUUACCGUUAUCCCUUCAGGGGAGAAAACCAAACUCCAUACCAAAUAAAAAGAUAGAAGAUCCUGUCGCGGGAAAGGUCAACACGUCUUCUCUUGCAACAGCAGGACAGCAGCUUAGUGGUUUCCACCUCAUUCCACCCAGCGUGACAUUUGGGGUACUAAAGGAAGGCUGCACCUAUGCCGCCACAGCGAUCCUGAAGAACGUUGGUGUGAACUUCUCAAGGUUUCGGGUGAAGCAGCCACCUCCACACACGGGACUGAGAGUGAUGUACACACCAGGACCUGUGGCUGCAGGCUUGCAGGUUGAACUGGAGAUUGAGAUUUUUGCCAUGGUAACUGGAGGGGAAGAUACUGGUGGCCUUGAAGAAAUUGCCCACGAUAUUGAAAUACUAACAGAAACAGAGACUCUUCUUCUGCCCGUGAGAGCAACUGUGCUGACCAGUGACACUUACGAGUGUCGCCCACAAGGAUACCCCCAGGGUGGGAUGGCAGCAAAAGUCCGGGCACUGCCUGCAAGCCCCAAGCCACAGCUUCGGAUUACACUACCCUGGAAGCUUUCUAGUUAACAGAAGUACUGGAUGCAGCGGUACCAGUCACAAAUAAAAUUACAGCUGUUUUA
This is a messenger RNA of Pezoporus flaviventris, 6512 nucleotides long. RefSeq names its product sperm associated antigen 17 (gene SPAG17). The record is from RefSeq and is a predicted model, not a curated record. Gene Ontology annotation, cellular component: axonemal central apparatus. Gene Ontology annotation, biological process: epithelial cilium movement involved in extracellular fluid movement; axonemal central apparatus assembly. The transcript has 47 exons. NCBI's taxonomy places the organism in Eukaryota, Metazoa, Chordata, Aves, Psittaciformes, Psittacidae. The coding region runs from base 10 to 6459 and encodes 2149 amino acids.